This is a messenger RNA of Plectropomus leopardus (leopard coralgrouper), 435 nucleotides long. The record is from RefSeq and is a predicted model, not a curated record. NCBI's taxonomy places the organism in Eukaryota, Metazoa, Chordata, Actinopteri, Perciformes, Serranidae.
UUUCUCUGUGUAUAUGUUUCCAUUGUUUCUAUAGACAAUGUAGAGCCUGAACUGCUGCACACUUACAGCCGAAUCGACCCUUACGACACUCUGAUCCUGUGUGUGCGAGUGGCCGUCCUCACAGCUGUGACGCUGACCGUCCCUAUCGUGUUGUUCCCUGUACGUAGAGCCAUCCAGCAAAUGUUGUUCCCCACCAAGUCUUUCAACUGGUUGCGUCACAUUGCCAUUGCCCUCCUCCUGCUCACCCUCAUCAACAUGCUGGUGAUAUUUGCUCCCAACAUUUUGGGCAUCUUCGGCAUCAUUGGUGCAACGUCGGCUCCCUGCCUCAUUUUCAUCUUCCCUGCUGUCUUUUACAUCCGCAUCGUUCCCAAAGAUGACGAACCCAUGAACUCUGUUCCUAAGAUCCUGGUGAGGCCUUAAAAUCUUUCUCUCUUC